AUAGUAAUUAGUAAAGUCAAAAUGAAAAUUUCGAUUUAUAGCACCCGCCAUCUUGAAAACAUUACUCGGCAGGCGCUCUCGCCUGUGACCCGCAUUUUCCGAACCUGCCCGAAAUGCUCCCUAAGCGCCUGCGGAGGAGGUAGGUUUAGCAUUGUGAUUGGAUGAAAGUGCUCAAAUCUGCCUUAAUACACCUCACUACCAUGAUAUUACUUGUAAAUUGCAAUUGUCCCGUACGCCUGUGAAUGUUUUGUUUGAAGACAGUGUUUGUAACUCGUGACAGGAAUACGAUUUUAUUCUGCAUGCAUGUGUUGCAUUUCAGGUUAUCAGCAUGAGUUGAACUAUCGUAGAAGUGAUCACUCAUUCAGUGUGUGGGGAAACGGGGCACCUGGUAGCACUUGGUAAGUACAUCCAUUAGAAAGAUCUGCAGAAAUGCAAUUAUAAGUGCAUCUAUCUUAAUUGUGCAUUAAUAGUCUAUAAAUUGAUAGACUAUAGACAAGUGUUGUAUGACCAAUACGUUUUUAGCCAAUCUGGGACACCUGAUUUUCAAAAUUCCCCCUUGUAGUUGUCAAACUCAUGUCGUAUGUAUGUUAUCUAAAUUAGUUUUAUGUUUUAUUCCUAAAAGUAUUAAUGUACUCAGUGGACUAGAAUUAACUUUUUUCUUCUCGUUAUUAGGCUGACAGCGUUUGUAAUCAAGACAUUCUGUGCGAUUCAGAAACUUGAUGGGGUUGAUAUUGAUCAGAAUGUUAUCAACACUGCAAUAAAUUGGUUGGCUUCACGCCAGCGCGCUGAUGGUGCCAUACCAGAGAGUAAUCCUGUUUCAAAUAAAGGAAUGGAUGUAAGUUUGGUUUCUGGGUCUUGUGUAGUACUAAUAUGGCAUGGGUAUGGUAUGGUAUGGUAUGGUAUGGUAUGGUAUGGUAUGUAUAGUAUGGUAUGGUAUGGUAUGGUAUGGUAUGUAUAGUAUGGUAUGGUAUGGUAUGGUAUGGUAUGGUAUGUAUAGUAUGGUAUGGUAUGGUAUGGUAUGGUAUGGUAUGGUAUGGUAUGGUAUGUAUAGUAUGGUGUAGCAUUGUAUGGUAUGGUGUAGUAUAAUAUUUGGUAUGGAAUUACUUGGUUUGACGGUUUUGAUUUCAUGAUUUUAUACAUUACCUUGUAUAUUAUUUGUAACUUAUUUUCGUAUUUAUUUUUUCAAAUGUCUUAGGGUGACAUCAAUAGCGACAUAACAAUGACUGCAUAUGUUGUUACAGCUUUCCUAGAGUGCAAGAGUUUCACGGCGGUGAGCGAAAGAUUAAGUAUUUUCCUUGGAAAUUUUUUUAUAACAAUUUCAACCGGGUAGUUUUACCACGA
This is a messenger RNA of Paramuricea clavata, 1341 nucleotides long. The record is from the annotation of a GenBank genome assembly. Lineage: Eukaryota; Metazoa; Cnidaria; Anthozoa; Malacalcyonacea; Plexauridae.